Molecule: messenger RNA, 2905 nt
Organism: Fonticula alba
Lineage: Eukaryota; Rotosphaerida; Fonticulaceae
Exons: 4
Coding region: 151-2709 (852 amino acids)
Biological process (GO): developmental process
Source: RefSeq, a predicted model, not a curated record
CCUGCCUUUCGGUCCCUUCCUUUUUGUCUCUCCUCCCCUUGCCGGCAGCCCCCUCCCGCCCGCUUGGCCGGACAUUCGCCCGCCCCUGUCCCAUCCUACGCCCGGCAGCCACCUGUCCGUGCACUCUCUAUUGCCGUGCGCCAGCCCCAGAUGUCGGAGAGUGGUGCCCCCAUCGCCAGGUCCCGGAUCGCCGCGGCGGCCCCUGGAGCCCUGCCGGGCCUCGCUCCCUCCGUGCGCAUUGCGGCUCCUGGUGGCGCGGCCCCCGCCACAGGCGGGGUGGUUUUUCGCCGCCCCGGGCACAGGUCGCGCCAGCGAUCGGAGCCGGCCACCCAUGCCACCCCGCCGGCGCAAAGCCCGCUCGAGGCGCCACCCGACGACCUGGUCUUUCUGCGUGUGAAGCGUCGCCGGAAUGAUGAGCCACUGGAUACUUUCGUUGUUCCGGACAGUGCGACCCCGUCGGACGCGGCCGGGGCCAAGCGCAUGCGGCUCUUCCGCCGGGCGGUAACCACGCAAUCGUCCUCCAGUCUGCCGACCCUGCUGCUGGAUCCCAAGCGCCGGCAUGACGCCAUGCAAAAUCUGACCGCCGGUCAGCCGAGCACCGGAGGCGCGGUGUCGACCGCGGAGGCGCCAGCCCAGGGUACUCGAAUGGCCGGGCCGGCAGCCGGCGAUGCUGGCGGGGCUGUCCCGGCUGCCAGCUCGGCCGCGACCCGGCGCCCGGAAGAGGCCGAGGGGGUGGACCUGGCCAUGCUGGUCCCCCCCGGCCCGGGGCCAGCCAAGCGGCCGACGGUGGGUCUCUUCAAGCCAACCAUCCCGAAGUCCGGGCCUCGAGCCCCGGGCCCGUUCACGGCGGCGGCGGCGGCGGCGACGGCGGCGGCGGCGGCGCCGCCCACCGGGCCUUCGACGUCCGGGGACCGGCCGCUGAGUCCGCCGCUGAGCCCGGCCUUCCCGCCGCAUCCCCUUUGGGGGGGGCCGGCCCCGCCGACGAGUGGCAGCCCCCGGCGGGCGGCUGGUCCCGGGGUCGGGGCCCAGGCCCUCCCGUCGGGGGAGAUGCUGCUGGAGGCACGGACUGACCGGAUGCGGGAGGAUCGGGCCUCCUCGCGCCAGCAGACCUUCCGGAUUGCGCGCCUUCGACGGGCGGCCCCCACGGCGCUGGAUGCCAGCCGACUGACGGCGGCCGAGCGAGCCAGCGCCGCGCCUCUGGCCGCCGGAGCCCGGCUCAUCGACUUGGAGGCCCUGGCGGAGGGGCAUGCGGAUCGGGCGGCCGGGCUGCCGGCCGACCCGUCCAUCCUGGGGCCUACCGGGGACCGGCAUUCGGAGUAUGUGUACGAUGUGUACUGCGAGGCGGAUGCCGGGGCGGCCGGGGGCCCGGGAGGGCAUGCCGGCCGGGCUGGCAUCGAUGCCGAUGACGCUGGCACCAUCGAGUCCUUCGAUGAGAGCCUGCUGCGGUAUGCCAAUGCUCCGGAGCCCUCCGGCCCCGGGGCCGUGGAUGUGGAGAACUACUUCUGGUUCGAUGACUAUGACGAUAUGCUGGCCAAUGAGUAUGACCAGGAUGCCAUGGACGACGAUGAGGACUCCAAUGCCGAGGACUUCUGGGCCAACGAUUACCCCGAUGAGGAGGAGGACUUUGAGGACUACACCAUCGGCGGGUACUCCGACGAGGAGGAAAACUAUGGCGCGGCCUCCUUCUCGACGUACCGGCAGCCGCGACGCCAGUAUGGCGACGACUCCUCGGACUCGGAUGGCAGCUGGUCCGGGUCCUCCUCCGACGGAGAGGGGACCCCCUAUGGGGGCAUGGCGAUGGACAUGGAGGCCAAUGAGUUUGCCUCGCGGCCCGGCCGCCGGGGCGGCCACCGGCACCGCCAUCACCCGGGGGCGGCCAUGUCCGAAGAUGGCGACAGCGAUGUCGACGGGGGCGCCUGCUCGGAUGCGCCGCCGGCCUACUGGUCGGCUUCGGCCUCGUGGCUGUGUCGACGCCAGGAGGCCGGGGACGACUGCCGGACGCACGGGCCAUCCGGCUUCCGGUAUGCCGCCGGAGAUGAGGACUAUUCGGACUUCUCGGAUGACGGCGAGCGGGAGGUGGCCCGGCGCCACCGGGACCAGCGCCUGGCUCGGCGCCGGGCCGACGAGGCCGAGGCCACUCGCCGGGCCGAGGACCUGGCCCAGCUCAUGGACCGGUUGGGGCUGGGCUCUCGGCCGGCCUCGGCCACGGCCAGCCCGGCAUCGCGUGCGCUCUCCUCCGAUCGGGACGUCAGCAUCCUGUGGGCCGAGGGGGCGGCCGGGGCCGGGGCCGGGGCCGGGGCCGGUGGCCCCGGCAUGCAGCCGGGCCAGCAGCUGGUGGCGCCGGUGGACCCGGCUGUCUGGCGGGCCGUGGACGCCGGGUCUGCCGGGCUGGCCUCGGGGCCGGACUUCUCGCAGCUGGCCGGCAUGGCGGCCGGCGGCCGGGUGUCCCUGCGCGUGGGCUAUUCCCUCUCCUCCGAGGACGACGAUGGGGAGCUGAGCGACUCGGACCGGCGGCUCUUUUCGCGGGUGAGCGCCGCUCGCCGCCAGGAGGAGCUGUAUUCGGAUGACUUCAUUUCCGACGAGGAGGAUGCCGAUGAAGAGGAGGAUGGCGAGUACUAUGGGCCGACUUCGGCCCGGGGAGGAGGGGGCUUGGCCGGGUCGUCGGCGCAUGGCGCGUGGCGUGGCAUCCGCCCGCAGCAGCCCUUUUAGGCCUGCGCCUUCCCGCCUCCGGCGAGGGAGCACCGGUUUGCCUGUGCCUUCCGCGUGUUCUUUUUUUUUUUCGCCCUCUCUCCUCGUGCGCGUGUCCAGGCGGCCGGGGAAAAAAAAAAAAGAAAGCCCGCAACAAAAUAUAGAUAGAUGCACGAUGGGCGUGUCGUCUCUCCUUCGUGUGACCUGUGCACUCGCC